This is a messenger RNA of Anguilla anguilla (European eel), 2560 nucleotides long. RefSeq names its product LIM domain and actin binding 1a (gene lima1a). The transcript has 10 exons. Lineage: Eukaryota; Metazoa; Chordata; Actinopteri; Anguilliformes; Anguillidae. Gene Ontology annotation, cellular component: actin cytoskeleton; plasma membrane. Bases 236 to 2191 code for a protein of 651 amino acids. Gene Ontology annotation, molecular function: actin filament binding. Gene Ontology annotation, biological process: actin filament bundle assembly. The record is from RefSeq and is a predicted model, not a curated record.
GAUCCGGCCCAUGGUUUUAAAUAAACCCGGGGAGGUUGGGACACAAGCUGAAGGAUGCGAGGGGAUCUGUUUGCUCACUAGCGGGGGAACUUACUUAGUUUGUGAACACUUAUAAUUGUAAUUGCCGAGUAAAUAACGCCAUCACGGUCUUUUUGCCCUCUGAGGAAGUGCCACUGAAGUUAUCGAUUUCUUGACAUCUGUAAAAGUCUUCAGUGCAGUCACCUCAGCAGCUAAGAUGGCAGCAGAAGUGUUCAGCCGCCGGCAGUGGGCGUCGCAGUCCCUGCGCAUCACCGCCAAGGAGCUGUCCCUGGUCAGCGCGCGCGGGAAGAACAACGCCAUCGCCGAGCGCUUCUCCAAGUAUCAGAGAGCUGCAGAAGAGGUGAACAUGGACAAGCGGAAAGCUACUGUGGAAACCACAUCCGCCGCUCUUUGCCGUGGCAACCUGAACGUUCUGAAGCAGCGCUGGGAGCAGCAGCAGCCGGCGGCCCCGCCUCCCAGUGCCACGCCCAGUGCCACGCCCAAACCAGCCAACGCACAGAACGGCCCCACAGCCCCCCAGCCCCCGGUUGCCCUGGACGACGGCGGCCCCUGCCAGCCCCCAGCGGACGGAGAGAUGGAGGGAGGAGUGGAGAGGAGGAAGCAGAGAGGGGCGGAGCAGGAAGUGGAGGCGGAGGGCGAGGCCACUGGGCGGUCCAGUCCCCAGAUAGAGAAGCCCACCGUGCCCCUCAGCAGCCUGAAGCAGAUGUUUGAGAACAGGGUUUCCAACAACUCAGAGGACCCAGAUACGCAGGAAAGAGACAAAGGGGCCCCAGAUGGGGUAAUGCCCCUGGACGACCUUCUGGAGGCCCCGCCCCUUCGGGACAGGAUGGCCCUGUACCAGGCGGCGGUGUCCAAGCAGGACACGCCCACAGCCACACACAAUAGCCCUACCAGCGAGUCCAGGAGAAAAUCAGGCCCUGCCACAGACGGCAAAGGGGAUCGAGUGGAAACUUCCAGCGCCUCACAACUGGAGAAGGGCCAGCCCAAGCCUACCAAAAAGUUUGGCGUGCCAGCGCAGGAGACGUGCGUGGCCUGCCUGAAGACGGUGUACCCCCUGGAGCGGCUGGUGGCCAAUCAGCAGGUCUACCACAACUCCUGCUUCCGCUGUUCACACUGCAGCACCAAGCUGAGUCUGGGGAAUUACGCCUCCUUGCACAGCAACGUUUACUGCAAGCCUCACUUUAGCCAGCUGUUCAAAGCCAAGGGCAACUAUGACGAGGGCUUUGGCCACCGCCCCCACAAAGAGCUGUGGGUCGCCCGGGAGGAGGGCGGGGACGAGGACCAGGACGCGGAGGAGCAGGGGAAGCUGGAGGCGGGGCAGGCAGGAAGGCGUGGGGCGGAGCCGGAGAGCCCCACGGUGGAGGAGUCGCCGCUGGCCAAGGUCAACGUCCUGGCCGCCACCCUGGAGACGCCGCCCCCCCCCGCCGAGACGCCCGAGAGGCCCGUGGAGACGCGGCGGCUCAAGAUCUCCUGGCCGCCGCCCACCGAGAGGGGAGCGGCGGGGGCCAGCCCCGCCCCGGAGGGCGGAGCCGUCAAGCCCGUCCGCGCCAAGUGGCCCCCCGAGGGCGGCGCCCCGCCCGCCGCGGAGAGCCCCGAGCACAGCGAGCUCUCCGACCUGCGCCAGAACUCCUCCCUCAAGGAGCGGAGCCGCCCCUUUUCCCGGACAAGCCCCGCCCCCUCCCCGGACACCGGCCGCGGAAAGCAGGCGGAGAGAGGCCCGCCCGCUCCCCGGCCAGACGGCAAGGAGAGGGACGCCAAGAGGGGCGUGGCGGCCACGCCCGACAACAGCGCCGUGAACGGCGGGCCCGACCCGGAAGACGAACAGGAAGCGGAAGAACAGGAGGAGGAAAUGACUGGCCCAGGACAGGAAGAACAAGAGGAAGCAGACGAAAUGGGCGAAGAGAAGGAGACGAAGGAAGAGGAGGAGGAGGAGGAGGAAGAGCAACAGCUGUCCCCUCUGGAACGCCCGACGGGUUCCCCCUCCCCCCCGGCGGAGGGAAAGCACAACCGGACGUCCCAGGACGUGGGAUUCUGGGACGGGGAGGAGGGCAGCGGGGGAGGCGAGGGGGAGGUGUCCGCCGAGGAGAUGAUCAAGAAGAAUCGCUACUACGAGGAGGAGGAGGAGGAAGAGCUAGCUGAGCAGGAGGACUGAGAGAGGAGCCGAGCUCCUCAAACCGACCGCGAUCCGGCGGCCUUCACGGAACCCGCUCUGACCGAACCCGAGUUCUGACCCAGACGCACGGACGGAACCUGCACCGCUGCUUCACUGCAAGUCCACUUUCCACCUUUGAGCUUUAACGUUUCUCACGGUACCCCGUACCACGUACCGAACGCUCUACGACUACGACUCCCCUUUUUUUAGAGAUCAUUUUAAUCGUUGAGCCACGGUCUGAAUCCAAGGAUAGAUUAAACGCACGGUUUUCAGGAAUUUUGGUACUUCGUUCCAUUCCGACGUUUUUGUUUUUUUGUUGCACUUUUUUGUAUGUUUUUAAAUGUCGAACCAAGCCAAAAAAAAAAAAAA